AUGUACGGCACACAUAAUUGGCAAUGUUGGGCAGUAACUGGGCGAAUCUCUGACCAUCUAAUAGAGGAUUACAUUGCUGAGCUUGAAAGGAAGAAUUUAGGGCCUUCUCUACAGAAAUAUAAGAAAGCACAGUUUAAGAUCUGGCAGAUUGAUUUUAAUCUCGAGAAAAAUGGGAAUAUAGUCAUAUAUACGGGUUGUGUCGUAUCAGAGAGACAAUUUGGGGGGUGCGUUCUUUCUGAGAAUGAAGAAGAUGGAAGGAGCUGUAGAAACUGGAUUGCAGAGCAUAGUGAGCUGUUUGUCGAGAAAGUUACAUUCCGAAACCCGCUGAUGUUAGUUAUCGCAGAUUGUAUGCUAAGCAAGGGCCCGAAGGGUGUUCAUCUUUCGUACGCGCCUGAAACGGAUCAGGGCCGUCUCAAGAAAUUGGAAUUCGACUUUUCAGAUAACGACGUGCAAGAACUGAGCAGAGCUGGCGCAGCUGAAAAUGUAUUUUCUGGUUCCAUUCUGCCAUACCUCUAUGAACAUACCGGUGUUAGAGGCGAGAAGCUGCCAAUCUCAGAGCUCAAGAUCCACGACCGAGUGUUAGUGACCCGAAGCCAGCUCAGGACCUUCCAGGGCAGCAGUGAUACGACGUGUGCUAUCAUAUCCGGGCUGCUAGAAUUUCUCAAUGCACAAUACAGCAGUGCUUGA
Lachancea nothofagi CBS 11611 is the source of this 687-nucleotide messenger RNA. Lineage: Eukaryota; Fungi; Ascomycota; Saccharomycetes; Saccharomycetales; Saccharomycetaceae. The record is from the annotation of a GenBank genome assembly.